This is a messenger RNA of Hypomesus transpacificus, 3166 nucleotides long. RefSeq names its product NUAK family SNF1-like kinase 1. Gene Ontology annotation, cellular component: cytoplasm. Gene Ontology annotation, biological process: protein phosphorylation; intracellular signal transduction; microtubule cytoskeleton organization. Gene Ontology annotation, molecular function: protein serine/threonine kinase activity; tau-protein kinase activity; ATP binding. The record is from RefSeq and is a predicted model, not a curated record. NCBI's taxonomy places the organism in Eukaryota, Metazoa, Chordata, Actinopteri, Osmeriformes, Osmeridae.
CUCUCUCACACCUUCCAGUACUGAAAGUUAGCGCGUGGAGCUGAGCUGAUGAGAUAGUCAACAUCAUUUAGUAUCAUUGAUUACACGGGUCUUAGCAAACCCGGUUCGGAUUUUGGAGCUCCAUCAGUUGAUUGACCGUAUAGGCACGAGAACAGAUUGCUGAAGACGCUCUGGAAAUGGAAUUGACAUUUUCGGGAAUUGACUUGGGAUUUGAACAUAUUUGAUACCGCAUGAAUGAGCAAUUUCCGAUUUAUAUUAACACAAUUUUAAUCGUUUAAACUUCUGCAGUAGGCUAGCCGCUUUAAGUUAGGCAAAUAAUACUGGCAAACAUCAAAUGAUACAGUAAGGAUGGAAACUGCUCUCAUUCAAACACGGCGGCGGUCAAGUGGUUGUUCAGAGUCUGGACAGAUUCGGCGAUCCAGCGUUGGAAACGAGUCCCGACAUCUUCGAAGGUCCAGCAUUGGGACUGAAUCUCGACAGAAUCGGCGGUCCAGCAUUGGAACCGAGUCUAGGCAAAGUCGGCGGUCUAGCAUUAGUAACUCGUCGGAUGCUCAGGCAUGGGUUGACAGACCCCUACCUGUCGACUACAACGGGGACACACCUAUGGACGAGGGAACGUUAUCCGGGGGUGUCAAGAAGCAUCAUCACAAACAUAAUCUUAAACACCGGUACGAGUUACUGGAGACGCUGGGGAAAGGAACCUACGGUAAAGUGAAGAAAGCCGUUGAGAGAAACUCCGGCAGAGUGGUGGCCAUCAAGUCCAUCAGGAAGGAGAAGAUCCAGGAUGAACAAGACAUGGUCCACAUCCGCCGUGAGAUCGAGAUCAUGUCUGCCCUCCGACACCCUCACAUCAUCUCCAUCCAUGAAGUGUUUGAGAACAAGGAGAAGAUUGUCAUCGUGAUGGAGUAUGCCAGUAAAGGAGAGCUGUAUGACUACAUCAGCGAGCGCAGGCGUCUGACGGAGAGAGAGACCAGACAUUUCUUCAGGCAGAUCGUCUCAGCAGUUCACCACUGUCACAAGAAUGGUGUGGUGCACAGGGACUUGAAACUGGAAAAUGUUCUACUGGACGAAAACUGCAACAUAAAGAUUGCAGACUUCGGUCUGUCCAACCUCUACCACAGAGACCAGCUGCUGCAGACCUUCUGCGGCAGCCCCCUGUACGCGUCUCCCGAGAUCGUGAACGGGAGGCCCUACCACGGCCCCGAGGUGGACAGUUGGGCCCUGGGCGUGCUGCUCUACACCCUGGUGUAUGGGACCAUGCCCUUCGACGGAACAGACCACGUCCAGCUUAUACGGCAGAUCAGCAACGGAGAAUACAAAGAACCUACCCAGGCCUCAGAUGCGCGUGGUCUGAUCCGCUGGAUGCUGAUGGUCAACCCGGAGCGCCGUGCGACGGUAGAGGACGUGGCCAACCACUGGUGGGUGAACUGGGGCUGGAAGAGCAGCGUGUGUGACUGCCAGGGCCAGCAGCUGCAGGGCUCACCCAUGCUCGCCCGCUUCUUCGACUGGCAGAACCGGACCCCCCCCACCCCGACAGCCCUCCACCCCCCGACCCCCCCCGUCCCGGGCCGCCAGCGGGUGAAGAAGCCCAUGAAGGAAAAUGAGGGCGGAGCACGACAGCCGGAGGAUAAGCCGGGACUGAAGAGACCCAAGGGGAUCCUGAAGACGCGUGUGCCCGACCAGAGGUCUCACAGCUUGGGGGAGAUCGAGCUCAGCCGCUCCCUUCACUUCCCGGACGGGGGUCUGACCUCCAGCCCCGAGAAGGACGAAGAGGAGGACGAGGAGGAGGAGGAGGAAGAUCAGGUCUGUCUGGGGGGCUCUCCUGCCAAGAUGGUGCCCACCCUACCCAGGAAGGGCAUCCUGAAGAACAAGCAGCAGAGAGAGUCUGGCUACUACUCCUCCCCAGAGCGCUGGGAGUCCGCCGUCGUGGUGGGGUCGCCGUCGCCAUGGCGCCCCCCCGCCAGCUCCCCGGCCAAACGCUCCAUGGGAAGGAAAGGCAUCCUGAAGCGCAACGGCAAGUACUCCUCCAUCCACGCCCGCGACAACCACGUCUCCACAAGCUUCAUGGGCGAGUCGGAAGGGACCGCUGACUCCGGAGGCCUCGCUCGCAGCCAGAGCCGGCCUUCAGGCAUCGUGAGCGACGACACAAGCCUGUCUGGUGCUCCCUUCCCUGGGAUGGACUGGCCAAAGGCCACGCCCGGGCCCAGCAUCAGGGCCUGCAUGUCAGCCGAGGAUUUACUCCAGCUGGCAGGCCUGCGAGGCCUCCAGGCAGCAGCACCGCUCCACGGGGGCAGGGUGACCCAGUGCACCCCAGCCUCUCCUGGGGACAACGGCAGCUUCUCACUGCUCGGGGACAUGGAUGAUGUCACACAGGUGUAUAAGCAUGCUCUGGACAUCAGCGGGGGUCUGAGAGAGACUUAGAGGAUGGGGUCAGAGACGAAGAGGAGAAGAAAGAGGAACACCCAAACACAUAUGCACAGUCAAACAAAAGGACGGCCACGGUCACACAAACACACACACACAUAUACACACCCACCUACACGAACACUCAAAGAUUUUCAUUUACCCUUGAAAAUAACCAUAGCAUAAAAGCUUAAUGCAGGAAAACUGCAUCUAACUGAAGAUAUGUUAGAUGCAGAACUGUGUACUAUGCAAAUGUUGCUUUCAGUGUGUUAGUCCAUGCAGUAGUCUUGAUGUGUUUUGGUCAUUGUCAACCCAUGUAUUAUUUGACUUAACUGAUAUUAAUAUCAUGAAUGUAUUUUUGCAUUGAAACUAAAUCUUAACUACAGAACAUUAUACUAUGUUAGUAUUUCUGUUAUUUAUCAUGCUUCCAUUUUAUGAAACUUUUGAAAAUGUUUAAGAAACAAAACAUUAAGAAGACACAAGGUUUUGUUAGUUUCUCAACAUUACUAGGACAGUAUAACUGGAUAUCAUUGUGUUAUGAAGUAUUAUGUUAUUUAAGUUUUAUUUGAUUUUGUUAGUUUAUUAGUAUUUCUGUCACUGAUGUGUUAUGAUAAGUAUUUUGGUAUAAAAUAAUGUUGAAACAUUGUCUCAUUGAGAGACAAAUAUCUCAAAGAUAGAUGUUGAUUUAUAGCUUACAGUCGCUUAAAGAGAUACAAGCUUAGAACAACCUUUUACCAUCUCAAAUAAAAUAUUCAUUGUAAAA